This is a messenger RNA of Penaeus monodon (black tiger shrimp), 465 nucleotides long. RefSeq lists its product as uncharacterized. The record is from RefSeq and is a predicted model, not a curated record. The transcript has 3 exons. NCBI's taxonomy places the organism in Eukaryota, Metazoa, Arthropoda, Malacostraca, Decapoda, Penaeidae. Bases 143 to 451 code for a protein of 102 amino acids.
AGGCGCUGCGAGACCAUAAGGAGGAACUCGACCGAUACAUGACCGACUGCAGCAGGAUUCUGGGAGCGGUAGGAGCUUCUGCUACAGAGAACUGUCCAGCGUGGGCGUGAGCGGUUGUGAGAGUGAAGCUGGCUACUACUUCAUGCCAGACUUCGAGAUAGUCCGGGAGGGUCUGCGAGCUCGAGGAAUGUCCACGGGAGACCACAUGUCCAAAUCGAUGUUGGAGGAAGCUGAUGUGGCCGUAAUGUCCGCCCACGCUUUCCUACGCCCACCGGAGGAGUUCACGACCCGCUUCUGCUUCGUGUGUUUCGACGGUUCGAACGCCCUCGAGGCCGCUCGGAGAAUGCCAGCGUCCCAACCCCUGGGCGACGACUUCGUUCGCCAGUAUUGUUCGCCGGUCGUCGAGGGGGUUGAGCGGUUGAAGUCUUGGGUUUUGAAACAUACGGUUUGAGAUGGAUUUCGGGG